Molecule: messenger RNA, 813 nt
Organism: Parastagonospora nodorum SN15
Lineage: Eukaryota; Fungi; Ascomycota; Dothideomycetes; Pleosporales; Phaeosphaeriaceae
Exons: 3
Coding region: 1-480 (159 amino acids)
Biological process (GO): protein sumoylation
Cellular component (GO): nucleus
Molecular function (GO): SUMO conjugating enzyme activity
Source: RefSeq, a predicted model, not a curated record
AUGUCAGGCACUCUAUGUAUGAACCGGUUAUCCGAGGAGAGGAAGCAAUGGCGACGCGACCAUCCCUUCGGCUUCUUCGCAAAGCCCAUGCGCGGCGCAAACGGCAUGAUGGACCUAAAGAAAUGGGACUGCGGCGUACCCGGCAAAGAAAAGACAAUCUGGGAAGGCGGGCUGUUCAAGCUAGAAGUCUCGUUUCCGGAUGAGUACCCUACCAAGCCACCCAAGUGCAAAUUCGUACCCCCACUGUUCCACCCAAACGUCUACCCUUCGGGCACGGUUUGUCUCUCGAUUCUCAAUGAGGAAGAGGGGUGGAAACCUGCGAUUACGAUCAAGGAUAUUCUGCUGGGCAUUCAGUCGCUGCUGGAUGAGCCGAACCCGGAGUCGCCUGCGCAGGCCGAUGCGUUCAAUUUGUUCAAGAAGGAUCGGACAGCAUACGAAAAGAAGGUUAAGAACAUCGUGAAGGAGAAUCCUGCGCCUUAGGUGGUCGUGCCGGAGGAGGAGGUCGUCCCCGAUGGGUUCGCCCGCCCGCCGUCCGUGGUGUUCAUGGAAAGAUGGCGUCGGGGCGUGGCUGCGGCGGCGACGGCUCGAGACAUGGCUAUGCACAUACGGCGAGAGGACUGAGGGGUGUCGCUAGGGAUCACGCUCCGGCGUGGCGCAUACCAGGCGUUCAGAGGCGCAUUGCUUUAUACUGAGCAAAGUACCGAUUGGGAUUUAUGAUACCUGCUCUCCUAUCAUGGCUGGACAGCGAGGAGACAUUCGUAAAUGAGGAAAUGAUUACUAUUCUAAUUCCAUGUGCCUCCAAUUGCACAUCAA